Hyaloperonospora brassicae is the source of this 1827-nucleotide messenger RNA. The record is from the annotation of a GenBank genome assembly. NCBI's taxonomy places the organism in Eukaryota, Oomycota, Peronosporomycetes, Peronosporales, Peronosporaceae.
AUGACGCACUAUUCGCCUCCCGACUGGAGUGCCACGGGCCGUAACGUCUUCAAUCUGUCGCUGGAGGUGAUCAAAAGCGGCGUGACAGUCGACAGUCUGCCGCUAUGUCAGCAAGAGACUCGUAGCUACGUCGUCAUUGGGCGCAUGGCGACCGUGUGCGACGUGACGCUGGCCCAUCCCUCCAUCUCUAGAGUCCACGCUGUCCUGCAGUUUGACGAUCAAGGCGCGCUCUUCCUCUACGACACGAGCAGUACCCACGGGUGCUACGUGAACAAGAGACGGGUCGAUGCCGAAGAUUUCGUGCGGGUGCACAUUGGCGAUGUGAUUGGGUUUGGCGAAUCGACGCGACUGUAUGUGGUUUGUGGACCGAAAGAGCUCUUGCCGCCCGAGUACGAGUCACUCAAUUUGACCAAAUUGAGGGAGAAACUGGACAAGAAACAGCGCAUGCGAGAAGAGAGUGAGACGUUGGAAGACAAUGGAGUCUCGUGGGGGCUGAAAGAAGAUGCAGAGGACGAGGAGGAAGCAGAGAGUGACGACGAGGCGGAUGCUACGAAGACUCGUGAGGGUUUGCCUGACUAUCUUCGUAAUCUAAAGGAAGACGAUCAGCCAUACACGUCGAGUGUGGGGCCGUCGCAGAUUCACGAGAAGGACCAGCGACUGUAUCAGCAGCUGCAGACACGAAUACGCAAGAUGGAAAACCUGAAGCUGGAGCGAUCGAGGAUUCUGGCGAAACAGAACCAGCUGAAUGGACUGUCAGAGGGUCAGCAAAACACGCUCGACCGAAACGAGCAACGGAUUGACGUGCUGAUGAAACAGAUUGAUGAUCUGGAAGGGCGGAUACAUGCGAAGAACGAUCAGCGGGGGAAAUCGGGCGGCACAAAUGGUACUGCUGCCAGAAAAAAGCGCAACAUGAACGAAGAGCUGUAUGGAUACAGUAGCGACGAAGACGACUUUUACGAUCGAACGAAAGCCAAUCAGCAGAAAAUUACAGCACGAAAGCGGAAUGUUAUAGACUCGGUCGUCACUGGUGACGCGACUACAGCAGCAACACUGGCACGAUCGACGGAGAGCGAAGUUCUCACCGAAGACUCGAUUCGGGCCAAUGUCAAGAAGCUGGAAGCCGAGCUUGCAAAAGUCCAAGAUGAACUGACUGCUGUGUCUACUGUGGCUGCUGAAGAACGUCGAGCUACCCAUGGAGACAGCAAAUGUCAAGCGGGAAGGGACACUUUGGAAUCUUUCAUGGCGGCGACGACCACACAGAUGCAUAAGAGCAAGGUAGACGCACUCGCGGCACGAAAAGAGGAGGUGGAGAUGGAAUUGAAACGUCAGCGACAGCUACUUGUUGUAGCAACGCCGGCGCUGGCUGCCAUUCCGAUCUCGAAGUCAUACGACACCUCGUCGAUAGAUGAUGACGAGAGUGGACUUCCGGCUCCUUCCUCAGAGGAAAACUCAUCAGCACACGAAUUUGCUUGUGCGGAAAGGGCUGUCGAGCUCGAUGCAGCGAAAACACAAGAAGCAGCGCCAGAGCGUACGUCGGCUGCAGCAGAGAUACAAGCUCUCGCGAGUGCCAAUCCAAGCACACAGCCGCUGGCUUCGCAGAAAACAAAGCCAGUAACACAAGAAACCGAUGUCACGCCAGUCGCAUCGAAACGUCGACGGAUUGUAGGUCCAGCACGGGUUCCGCCCCCGCAGUCAAAGCUGAAAACAAGUGAUGAGCAUCCUGGCGGUGACCCGAGUGUUCUCGAAGGAGGCGAUCAAGUAUGGGUCCCGCCAACAAACCAAACUGGCGACGGCCGCACCAAACUGAAUGACAAGUAUGGCUACUAG